AUGGAAAUAUUUCUCAAAUUACCCAAGGAAAUAUUAUCAUUAAUUUUCAGUAAUAUCAAGGAUAAAUCUAUAAUCAAAAGCUUACUAUAUAUUCCAGGUUUACAACAUAUUGCAUUAGAAAGAAAGUAUCCAAAAUAUGAAAUAAAUGAAGAUCAAAACAAUUCAGUUGAAUCAUUAAUAGAGCUUCUUCAACUGUUUGAAUUUAUACCUCCGAUAAUCAUUGGGAAUGUAAAACAAAUCAAUCAACUAGUAAAAGAACCAAGAUUCAAAUUAGUCAAUUAUGAGGUUAAGAUCUUAGAAAGUACUACAUUUGCUGAUCUAGUCUCGAUUCUAAAUGAAGUUUACAUUGUUGGUGUAGAUUUGGAUCAAUAUUUAGAACAUCUUGCUGGACAUGUCAAAAACGAAGAAAUUAAAUCAUUCCUAAAUUUGGUUGAAAGUACCUUCUUCCAAUCUUUGACAACAUCUCAUUUUGAUAUAUUCACAAUUCAAUUUCCUAAAUCUUUGAAGCAGCUAACAUUGGAUAAAGGUCAUAAUAUUAAGUUGGAUAUGAGCGAUCUAAAUCAUCUUGAGUCAUUUGAUUGCAAAAAACUCUGCAAGAUGAGUUCAUUAGAUAAUCUUCAGCUCCCGUUGUCCAUCAAAAGUCUUGGACUUUAUUCUUGUGAUUUUACAACUUUAGGUGAUUUAUCCAAAUAUAACAAUCUAAAAUUACUUCAUGUAUCUUGCUGUCCUGAGCUUUAUCACAUAGGUUAUACAUCGUUCCCCAUUUCAUUGAAAACUAUGAAUUUCAUCAGCAAUUUCCAUAAAAAUAGAAUAGACCAGUUGUUAGAAGAAGGCCCAUUUCAUGUUCCUUACUUAUCACAAGCAAGUGAACUGUUUCGUAUUGGUGAUGAGUUUCAGUUCCCGCCAAACUUGAAGAGUUUGAAGAUUUGCGAUAGUAGGCAUACCCUAGAUGUAGUAAGUAUUCUGAUUCGGACGUCACUUGAUAUUUUGGAAGUAAACGGUGUCGGCUUUCUUAGAUUAGACGUCGUUUUUGCCAGUUUACCCGAGAAAAUGUCCAAAAUCAUCAUCACAAAUUGUUACAUUAUGGCACAAGGUUACGUUGAAUUUCCAGAGCUGGAUAAGAUUAAUCUUACAAACAAUGAAAUAUGGUCUGAUUUGUUCGAUUCAAAUUUGAGUCAAUUAAAAUCGUUGAAAGUGUUGGAUAUGUCAGACAAUUAUGCCUUUGGCCCAGAGCGAAUUGAUCCGUUGGUGCUUUUAACUGAUUUAGAAGAAAAUGUAUCUUUCAAUUCAACAAGUUUGCAAAACUUAAUUUUAAAAAGCUCAAUGCCAAUGGAUCAUAAACGAUCUUCAUCUUUUCAAGUUUCAUUUAAAUGUAAAAAUUUGACCAAAUUGAAAUUAAUAAAUUUAGGUAUUGAUUCAUUGGAUCUUGAUCAGUUUCCAAAUUCAUUAGAGGAAUUGAUCGUCAAUAAUUUGAAAUUAGAAACUAUGCAAGGAAAUUUCUCCAAUUUAAAUAAUUUAAAAAAAUUGGAUUUACAAAAUAAUCAGAUAACUUUUUCAAUGUUGAGUUUUCAAAAAUUUCCACCAAAUUUAACGCAUUUGAAUUUAUCAAAUAAUAAAAUUGAAGAUUUAAGUUGUUUGGAUUUAAGUAAUUGUAUUGAUUUGAGAAAUUUAAAAUUGAGAAAAGUAACAUCAAGAGAUAAACGAAGUGGUUCGACUCGAUUAAGGAAAUUAUUUUUGAAUCUUGAUACCAAUUUUUAUGCAAUUUUAACAAACUAUGAUUCAGACGUGAUUUUAAAAUUUGUUAAUGGAGUUGAAGAAAGUUCGGCUAGGUAUAAAAAAAGAAGAAUUAGUUAA
Molecule: messenger RNA, 1854 nt
Organism: Lodderomyces pseudojiufengensis
Lineage: Eukaryota; Fungi; Ascomycota; Pichiomycetes; Serinales; Debaryomycetaceae
Exons: 1
Coding region: 1-1854 (617 amino acids)
Molecular function (GO): protein binding
Source: RefSeq, a predicted model, not a curated record